UUAUGAUAAGUAUAAGUUAAUUGUGAUAUGUCUUAUUAGUUUGAUAUUUAAUCUAGAGUUAUUUAAGAAAGAAAAAAUUAUAUAAAAAUUCUUAUAACAAUCUAUUUUCCAUUAAUAUAUCAUGAAUACACCGAUAGUUAAAUUAUCGGAUAAAGAUUUGGAAUCAGUUUAUGAACCAUCAGAGGAUUCCUUCCUCUUGAUAGAUGCCUUAGAAGCUGAUUUAGAGGUCCUAAAAGUUACAAAACCUGUGAUGUGUUUAGAGAUAGGUAGUGGAUCUGGUAUUGUAAUUACAGCAUUGGCAAUGGCAUUGAAAAUUUACUGCCAAUCCUACUAUCUUGCAAUUGACAUUAAUAUCAAUGCGUGUAAAGUUACAAAAAAGACUGCUGCGCAAAAUUUGGUAGAAAUAGAUACUGUACAAAUGGAUUUAUUAAGUUUCUUACGUAGUGAUUGUGUUUUCGAUAUCAUAGUAUUUAAUCCACCAUAUGUGGUGACCAAUGAUGAUGAAAUUUUGAAUAGGCAGAUAUUAUUUAAAAGUUGGGCAGGUGGUAAAAGUGGUAGAAAGGUUAUGGAACGAGUAUUUCCUAAAAUUCCUGAUAUUCUAUCGGAUACAGGGACAUUUUAUCUAUUGGUUAUUAAAGAAAAUGAUCCUGAAUACAUUUUACGUACAUUUAUGAAUUUAAACAUGUCAGGCAAAAUAAUAUUAGAAAGAAAAAUAAGGGGAGAACAUUUGUAUAUAUUACGUUUUAAAAAAAUAAAGUAAAAUGUCUUCGUCAUAUAUAUGUUUUUGUGUGUAAUUAAUUAAGAAAUUUUAGUAAAAAUUUUGCUAUUUCUUUAUUUUUCAAAUUUUUACUAUUUUACAUUUUAUUUGUAUAUAUAUUUUAUUCGUCAUAUUUCAUCCUAUACAAUUUUAUUCUUAAUCGUGAAACUUGUACUCAUCAACGAUUAUCUCUAAUGAAAAAAAAAUGUCAGUCUAGUAAAGUAUCUAAUUAAACAUCGUAUUUUUCGCAAUAUAUACGGCUAUCAAAUACUGCUA
This is a messenger RNA of Apis florea (little honeybee), 1033 nucleotides long. It is a transcript of the gene HemK2, whose product is annotated as HemK methyltransferase 2. Gene Ontology annotation, biological process: methylation. The record is from RefSeq and is a predicted model, not a curated record. Gene Ontology annotation, cellular component: eRF1 methyltransferase complex. Lineage: Eukaryota; Metazoa; Arthropoda; Insecta; Hymenoptera; Apidae. Gene Ontology annotation, molecular function: S-adenosylmethionine-dependent methyltransferase activity; protein methyltransferase activity; nucleic acid binding.